CCAAAAUACAUGGUUAUGUUUCUGUACGACACUAUGUGGUGGGUGGUACUUUCUACAGCCACAGCAGUAUCCGGCUUCGAGAUGGACAAUAAUCACCAGGACAAAGACAGCACGGACCAGUCAGACCUGGUUUCUGAGGACGGCAAGAACGUCAAGUCGGUUCUGUGUCAGCGUUGCGGAUCCAAGGUGCUGUGCCCCGGAAUGGCUGCCUUUACAGAGAAAGAGCUGUUUUUACCUUCAAUGAGGAAAAAGAGUGGCCUUAGCAGCACAGAGGGCUCAGUGGAUGGGGACACCCUGACUGCCCACUGGUUAGUGGAUGACAUGUACACUUUUGAGAAUGUGGGCUUCACUAAUGACGUGGGCAGAAUCAAGUAUCUCAUUUGUGCAGACUGUGAGAUUGGACCAAUUGGCUGGCACUGUUUGGAUGACAAGAAAUGUUUCUACAUCGCUUUGGAAAGGGUGAAUCAUGUGUAGUGUAAGUGCAUAUAUGUCAGGCCACAAGAACUUUUAAAAAUGCUUUGGCAGUCUAUGCACAUCAUGUUUUUACUUUCAGACUUAUGCCUCGGCCAACCUGACCUGUCUCUCUCUCUCUAUCUCACUCACUCACACACACACACACAGCGUCUACAGAAGUACAGUAGAGUCUGGUUGUUAUAUUUGUACGGAAUUAUACAAUUACAAAACAGUGUCACAACAAUUUCUCUUAAUUACACUGACAACAGAAUGACUGUUCUGGUCUAAUAAAACUGUUUCUGAGGA
Messenger RNA from Betta splendens (Siamese fighting fish), 759 nucleotides. RefSeq names its product RAB interacting factor (gene rabif). Bases 10 to 474 code for a protein of 154 amino acids. Lineage: Eukaryota; Metazoa; Chordata; Actinopteri; Anabantiformes; Osphronemidae. Gene Ontology annotation, cellular component: membrane; cytosol. The record is from RefSeq and is a predicted model, not a curated record. Gene Ontology annotation, molecular function: guanyl-nucleotide exchange factor activity; zinc ion binding. Gene Ontology annotation, biological process: small GTPase-mediated signal transduction; post-Golgi vesicle-mediated transport. The transcript is spliced from 3 exons.